AUGACAAACGAACAGCCAGCAGAAUCAGUGACAUUGAGUAUUGGAAACGACGACGAUGGCAAUGACUCGCUCGAGCCAUUUUACGAAGAGCUGCUUUCACUUUCUUUCCCAGAUAGUGUAACGGCUAUCGAUCACUGCCGACACCUUUGUGCACAAUACGGAUUCACAGUCAAACGAGAAGCGAGUACACAUCGUAAUAUUUAUGUUUACUGCUCACGAGAAGGGAAGCCAGACUCAGUACGUAACCCCAAAGGCAGCCCAAAACGUAAACGACCUUCAAAGCGGUGCGAUUGUCGAUGGUGUAUUGUCUUAUUUGAGCGUGAUGGACAAUGGGAAUUUCGUAAAUCACUCAACCCUGAAGCUGCCAGGCACAACCAUCCACUCAUGCGACCCGAAGAAAUCGAAAGCAAUUGGUCUCAGGAUAUGAUCGACUUUAUUUAUCAACUUGCACGCACACAAUUAUCAACAGCCGACAUCCGUACUCGAGUACAAGCACGCUAUCCUCAUGUUGCAUGGAAAGAAAGGAGGUUUUAUAAUCGAUUGUCGGAGGAACGCCAACGUUUUAGACAACAUGAGGCAACAACGAGAACAAGACAUCUCACAUCAUUAUGGAGCAAGGUAUGCAUGGCAGCUGCUGGAAACGAUGAAUUGGCUAGCUACGUGGAAACACAGCUUGGUGAAUUACUCCAAAACACCUGUCAAAUGGCAAGAAUCGAUCCCACUAUGCUACACGACGCCAUCAUUCAAGGUGAAUCGCACCCACAAGAUACUGCCCCAAUGGAUAAUCCAAUGACAUCAACACAACAACAGGAGAUCGGUAGCAACAGCAGUAGUAGUGGUGUAUCGUUGCCAAGGCAACGUUCCACUAGCAGCCACCAACCAUCAGCAACAACCAAGGAUGAGGAAUUGACAACAAAUGUACCAAGGGGAUUUAUACGUGUGACGAUACCACAGCAAACGUAUUUCGUCAAAGUGCAUAAUCAUCGAGCGACGCACGAUAUCCAAAUGUCAAUCAACAAGCGCAGCACCUCUUUUUCGGUUGCAGAUCCACCCCGCAAAAUGUCGAAAGCUUCUAUCAUACCAGCGGUUUCACGGGAUACCCCAUCGGUCUUGACUCACAACACCGCCAGCAGUAGCCCCACCCCACCACCCUCCUUCAUUUAUCCACUCACACCCCAUAUGCCAACAACAGCAGGAACUUACCAACUCCAAUCAUUUCCCACCCAUUCGUACAUACCACAACAACCUCUUCAUGUAACUACCUUUUUUGAUCACCACACUCAUCCUACAUAUCAUCGCGCAGGCGCAUCACCACAUCAACAACAACAACAACCAUCCCUUCCACCACCUCCACCACCAUUACCACAACAACAACACCCGCCUAGUAGCACUAUGACUACGGAUACGAUAUUGAUGCAACAUCAAGCCUCUCUUAUUCAUCAUACUGCUACACCACCCUCCAUUGUACAUCAUCCUACAGGGAAUGAUCCUCGAGAUACAACGGGUGGAGCCUAUGUUAUGUUUGCCGAUACUACUACGACUACUACAAGAGCAACCCCUCCCGAUGCAAGUUUGCUUAUGCGACAACAACAACAGCAACAUGGUUUGUACGAUACAUCCAAUCAAACAUCACCAUCUACGCCGAUGCCCCAUCCACCCCAUCCUCCUAGUGAUCAUCAUCAUCAUCAUCAUAUUCAACCAUGA
Lichtheimia ornata is the source of this 1704-nucleotide messenger RNA. RefSeq lists its product as uncharacterized. Bases 1 to 1704 code for a protein of 567 amino acids. Lineage: Eukaryota; Fungi; Mucoromycota; Mucoromycetes; Mucorales; Lichtheimiaceae. The transcript is spliced from 4 exons. The record is from RefSeq and is a predicted model, not a curated record.